AUGGAAAACCCUCUUUAUUUAGGCUAUAUAAAUACCGUAAAGGAAAUAAAAGAUUAACAAGGAAGAACUGUGAAAAUAUUAAAAUUUAGGUUUGCUCAAAAAUAUAUCCCAUUUGUUUAUUUAGAAUGGGUUAAAGGUCCUUGUUAAAAAUCUUUUAGAAAAGGAAGAUGGUACAGAUUUAGAAAUUAUGAAAUUGAACAGAAUGUGUUAAGACGUAUUCCUUUUUAGAAUAAUACUUAUAGAUUACUAAGUAAACUUGAUUAAGAAGAAUUGAAUAUUUAACCUAUGAGAGAACCAUAUUCAAAUAUUUUAGGAAUUAUAGAAGAUGUUGGUGAACUUAACUAUCAUUAAAGGUCUUAUCCUUAAAAGAUAAUUAGAAUUUUAAAAGAAGAUGGAAUAACUCAAGUUGAAUUAAAACUAAAAAAUUAGUUUGCAAUUAAGAAAGAAGAAUAAUUCAAAGUUGGCAACAUAAUAUAUAUUCAAGAAUGUAAAUAUUAAGGACUAAACAAUAAUUAAAUGGAUUGGUAUUCAACAUUAACGAAAAACACUAAAAUUUAAUUCGAUCUAGAUGUUAUUAGAUAACAUGUCCCAUAUGAAAGACUUGAAUCUAUUAAGAAACUUAACAAAAUGUAGAUUAUCUAAGAAGAAAUAACUGGAUAAAUACUGUGA
Messenger RNA from Paramecium sonneborni, 669 nucleotides. Lineage: Eukaryota; Ciliophora; Oligohymenophorea; Peniculida; Parameciidae. The record is from the annotation of a GenBank genome assembly.